ACUAGUCGAGGAGAAACACCCGCUCAGCUGAACGAAAAUAAAGGUGUGGUAUCCGUCUUCUUGUCCUCCGUGCCUCCUUGGUGUAAUUAGGUAAGCUCCAGGGGGAAACGGGCCCUAUUUGGCCAACAAAUGGCGACUCCGCCGGGACUUCUCUCCCUGUAGAGGGCGCUGACCGGUGACCGAGGGCGAUUCCGAGGAGUGGCCACCUCGAGCCACUGGUUUGCUCGGGCCUCGGGUCGUUACAAUCGGUCGGGGCGGCUGCGUCCUCUCUAAGAAAACUCCUAACGACACGGAGGCGAGACGGUGCCAGAAGAAGGGGAAGGUCUAACAGCCGGACACGGCCACUCCGGGUGUUACAUCGAUACGCAGCACCUUUCCAGACCCUUCCCUUGGACCAACCCGUGCACUCCUUCCGGAUCGGUGAUCAGGUCCUUGUUAAAAAGUGGAAGCGUGAUCCCCUCACGCCACGGUGGGACGGUCCGCAUACUGUAUAGCUCAUCAGCCAGGCCGCCGUUAAGGUCCUUGGGAGCGACAAGUGGACGCACCAUACUCGAGUAAAGCGGUUCCUGAACCCUGACCCAGAGGACAACCUAACUGAAGAAGACAUCAGCCCUCUGUCCUCUCCGGCUCCGGAAGCCCGGAGUGCCACAGGCGAAGACUCUACCUGGGAGUACCAAGGACUGGAAGGACUAAAAGGACUGUUUAAAAGACAGAAACAAUGAAGCCAUCCUUUGUAUUUCUGUUAUGUAUGUUCAGUUAUUCAUAUGGUUGGGAAAAUAGGUUUAUGCAACUAGGGGAAAUAAUAGCAGAUUCCUUUAAUCUUACUAAUUGCUGGGUAUGUGGCGGUCCGGGAGAAUUGAAUGAUUGGCCCUGGGUAGCUCAGCCGGUACAGCCCAAGUGGUGGCUAAGUAGCUUAAGCAUAGUACAUAAGGAAACGGGAAGGUGGACUGAGGAUCAUGGCCCUUGGCGACUCUAUUCUGCUGGAGUAGGUGUCUUUUGCCUUAAUCGAACAAGACAUGAGGGAAGGUAUAUGGGGGAAAGUAAGUGUGAAUGGACUUUAUCUCUGGGAUUUGAUUGCUGGGAUCCCUACUGUCGCCCAUAUGACUGUUUUAAGUACCAAGGACGAUGGAACCUUACCCAUGUAAAGCUAACUAACAAUAGCUGGGUAAAAUGUUCCUACUGGAAUCACAGGGGCGAUGGUUGUAAAGCAGUAGGAUUGGAUGGGUACUUUGAUGCCCUCUUUCUAAGUUGCCAGCGAGAUAACACCACUAACAAGCACCAUGUGGUACGGUGGUAUCAGUGGGCAUGGCAACACCUUAAUGGAACCCGAGUUACCCAUUUUCGACAAUUUUGGGCUAGUACCAAUAGCCCAAGAUUUGGUUGUAAUUGUGUGUGGAAGGCAGGGGCUGGAGCGUGGAAAUGUGACUACUGUAACCCAAAUGUAGACAAAUUCCUAGGGGGACCUAUAGAAUCAGGUAACGCUUUAUAUUAUGAGGAACCGGGCCCCGCCGAUUCUCCUGAGACCUGGGAUGGCCCCUUUGCCAAUGGGAUCUGGGCCUUAAAAGGCCACUAUUGGAUCUGUGGAUCCUAUGCUUAUCGUAGAUUGCCUCCAAACUGGUCGGGAAUAUGUUACAUAGGAUAUAUUAGGCCUCUAUUCUUUUUAUUACCUCAAGCCCAAGGAAAUAAAUUGGGAGUUAAAGUUUAUGAUGAUUUAGUUAGAGAAAAAUGGUCUUUGGAUUCCACUUUAACCGCCGGAAGUUCCCAAAAUUGGGGAGCUCAAGAAUGGCCCCCUGAAAGAAUCAUCAAACAUUAUGGACCGGCCACCUGGAAUCCCAGUGAGCUUGUAACUGGGGCCAGGGAACCAAUUUAUAAUCUAAAUCGAAUUAUUAGGCUACAGGCUAUCUUGGAAAUAGUAACCAACCAAACAGCUGCAGCACUAGACCUCUUGGCCGAUCAAUCAACUCAAAUGAGACACGCAAUUCUCCAGCACCACAUAGCUCUUGACUAUUUGCUAGCAGAGGAAGGGGGACUCUGUGCAAAACUUAAUGAAUCUAACUGCUGCUUACAAAUAGACGAUAAUGGCCAGGCAGUAAAACAGUUAACUAAGGAAAUAAGGAAAAUAGCCCAUGUCCCAGUACAGACCUGCGGCGGUUGGGACACAGAUUGGUUUACCUCCUGGCUACCACAAUGGGGAUGGUUACAAAAAGGUUUCCUCCUUUUUAUACUCUUUAUCACCAUCCUAUUAACAAUUGCUUGCUUCACCCCGUGCUUAAUUGCAGUGGUCCGAAAACUGGCUGGUCAAGUUACAUAUCAACAAAUGAUGAUAUUAUACAAGCCGGAAGGAACUGAGGUGCAAGGCCCAUAAGCUCUUAAAAUGUUUUUAAGGGGAGGAAACUUGAUGGAAAAGGCCUAAAAAUUAAAAGGCCUGCAAUUUCGGCUUCUGCUUUUUCUGCUUUUAGCUAAAGGAUGGGCCUAGGGAUU
This is a messenger RNA of Gopherus evgoodei (Goodes thornscrub tortoise), 2481 nucleotides long. RefSeq names its product endogenous retrovirus group 3 member 1 Env polyprotein-like. NCBI's taxonomy places the organism in Eukaryota, Metazoa, Chordata, Testudines, Testudinidae. The coding region runs from base 719 to 2365 and encodes 548 amino acids. The record is from RefSeq and is a predicted model, not a curated record. The transcript is spliced from 2 exons.